This is a messenger RNA of Ambispora leptoticha, 814 nucleotides long. NCBI's taxonomy places the organism in Eukaryota, Fungi, Glomeromycota, Glomeromycetes, Archaeosporales, Ambisporaceae. The record is from the annotation of a GenBank genome assembly.
AGCAUAUGAUAAUGCAUUCGGCGCGUCAGUCAAAGCCUCUCAAGCAUUUUUCGAUUUACAAACAAUCCUUCCACCGUGCAUGAGAAUGGGAGUGAUUACUGGAAUUCCAUCAGCUGAUGUUGAGAUGCCCUCGGGUGAUGAACAAUAUAUCUUAAGACAACAAUCGUCUGCUCCUAAUAGUUUUGGAUCUUCAGCAGCGAAUAAUAACAAUUCUGCUAAAAUAAGAAUCACUUCAACGAAAUCUAGAGCACGUAAUUCACGAUCUAGGACUAAAAGCGAUGAUAAUCUAGCUGCGGAAGAGAAUAUAUUAACCGUUGAUUCGUCAAGUACACGCCCCAGUAAAAGACACAGAAGAUCAAGUAACCUUGGUCCAGAAGAACAAGCGGCAUUUGAUUCAGACCUGCUUGCCGCUUUUCAAGCUGUAUAUGAAAGACGUAUUGCAUAUGACAAAAUUUCACAGAAAAAAUUGGCUAUUGAAUUAAAUGAAUUGUCCAACGGAAAGACGGCUAUUGUUCAAGGCACUAUGUCGAAAUUAAUUCGCGGGGUCGCUGUGCCAAAAGAUCAAUAUAUCAUUAAUGCAAUUCAGAAAUGGAUUGCUAGAGAGAAUUCAAGAGCUCAUAAGUACGAGCAGCAACAAGAUCAGAUGGAUGUAGAACCAGAGACACAAACAUCGGAAGCCGCAACAAAGAAUGAAGAUGAAGCAGGGGAAAGAAAAACUGUAAGAGAGAAAGAAAGAGAAGGGGAAUCAAGAAGAGAAUGGGAUAGAGAAGGAGAGAAGGAAAUUGAAAAGGGAUCAGAAAAGAUGGUAGAAUAA